Messenger RNA from Sinocyclocheilus grahami, 1872 nucleotides. RefSeq names its product cadherin-related family member 5-like. The transcript has 12 exons. Gene Ontology annotation, cellular component: adherens junction; plasma membrane; catenin complex. Bases 427 to 1872 code for a protein of 481 amino acids. Gene Ontology annotation, molecular function: cadherin binding; beta-catenin binding; calcium ion binding. Gene Ontology annotation, biological process: multicellular organism development; cell-cell junction assembly; calcium-dependent cell-cell adhesion. The record is from RefSeq and is a predicted model, not a curated record. Lineage: Eukaryota; Metazoa; Chordata; Actinopteri; Cypriniformes; Cyprinidae.
CGCCAAAAGACACUACUGUGUCCAAUACGAUUCUUAAUACUUUUAACUUUAGUUGUAUUUUACAAUGUUAUGUUUCACAUUUCAAGAUGGCCUGAACUGUAUAACAUUUUGGAAACAGCUCUUACGCUAACCAUCUGCACACAACUAAAAAUAUUGUUCUGUAAACAUCGUUCUUCAUUGUGAUCAUGGUUUAUGAGAUGUACAUGCAUAUGUAGAGCAGCUGUGUUCAUAUCUGAGGCAAAAGUCCGCCUGUGCUCAUCUUUAUAGCCAAUAAAACCGAGAUAAGCGUUCGUCUCAAAGGUUAAGUUUGAAGUCUGUUUCGCACAUUAGCUAUCACUCACAACUGCUUGAUGGGAGUUUGAUUCAGUCGGGAAAAAAGGGAUUUGUCUUCGAUAUUACUUUAUCGAUCCAUCAUCUAACAAGAAAAUGGAUUUGAGGCCUAAAGGAUCUGCUGCCGUUUUCGUUCUCCUGGUUCUUUUCACACUCUGCAAGUUCAGUGAAGCGCAAAAUCUUUGCUCAGCGCCAGACAAUUUACCAGUCAUUUUUAUUCCGGAAAACAACGAAAUUGGUGCCACCGUUACAACACUCAUCGCUGAGGAUGAGGUGACGGCCACAAUCACUAGUCAAAAUCCAGAGGGUCUCUUCAGCCUCGAGGGAUACAAUCUCAUUGCUGAUACUGUGCUGGACUACGAGACAUUUGACCAGAACAAACCUCAUGAGGUGAAUAUUGAGUGUACAAAAGCUGGCUCUCUCUCUACCACAUUGAUUUUGAAAAUAGUCGUCGAGGAUAGAAAUGAUAAUCCACCAGCGUUUGCAGAGAGUCAGUACACCCUAAAUGUUGAUGAGUUAUCAAAAGUGGAUACCAGUGUUGGCCUAAUCACAGCAACCGAUCCUGAUAAAACUGAUAGACUUUACUACCAACUGGAUUCUCCCGAGGGAGAAUUUGACCUGGAGGCCAGUUUCAAUCCCAGCAUUCUGGUGAAAAAACUUCUGGAUUAUGACAAAAUUAAAAAAGUCACGAUGACACUAUAUGUGCAGGACACACCGAUUGGAUCUACAGCUGAAGUCUCCCACAGUGCCUCAACCACUAUUGUAGUCAACAUCAUAGACAUUGACAAUCGUCCACCAUGGUUCCAGCCUUGUACAGAAACCGAGUUUGGCACAAGCAAAGUGUGCAUUAGCUCUGGUUAUGAAGGGACUGUCAACUUAAAUGAACAAGCGCCAGGUCCUUUGUCCUUGAAGCCAGGUCCAGUCAUGGCCAUUGAUGGUGACCUAGGCAGGAACGAGCCCAUUGGUUAUGCAUUUCUUGGAGGAAAUGAGGAUAGUGUAUUUCAAAUCGACACUGACACCGGGAGCAUCACAAUGCUGAAACCAGCAGGGGUGGCAGGACCGAUUGUCCUUUCAGUCAUGGCAUACCAGAAAGAGAACGCCGAUCAGUUUGCCACCACUACAGUCAUCCUGAAGGUGGUGAUAUCCAGCGCGUUCCCUCCGACAUUUGUGAAGCCCAGUUAUGAAGGCUUUAUCUCAGAGGAUGCGGGUUUGGACAGCUUGGUGCUGGAGAGCAAAACGUCCAACAGACCCCUCAGAGUACAGGCUACAGAUCAAGACUUUUCUGAUGGCUAUAAUCCUAACCUCAGAUUUGAGGUUGUAGCCGGCACUGACUUCUCAAUCACUCCAGAGGGCUUCAUACUCAUGGCGAAGGCCGUUGCCCCGGGCACUGUAAAUUUAGAAAUGAGGGUGGUUGACACAACCAAUGAAGAAUCAAGCACUGCUUCACUUACGGUUGAGGUCACACCAGGUAAGACCAGACCAAUGCUGUAUGCUAUCAAGACACCAUCUAAUUAUGACAUGAUACAAUCCAAACAGGCAUAA